CUUGCAAGUUGCAACAUGGUGACCAACCAACCAUGGCUCCAACCACGAAUAAGAUAAAAAUUAAGCAAAGAAGAGAAAGCCCACACUUCGCUCUGUUUCAAGAUUCAACUCGUGGUUCAAGAAAUGGCCACUGAAACUCCAUUGCUAUUAGACACAAUUGAAAAGGCCGCAGACUACAAAGGCCGACCUGUCCUGAGAUCCAACUCUGGUGGUUGGAGGUCUGCAAGUUUCAUCAUAGGUGUGGAAGUGGCGGAGAGGUUUGCGUAUAAUGGGAUUGGCUGCAACCUGAUAAUGUAUUUGACUGAGCAGCUGGGUCAGUCAACAGCCACUGCAGCUGUGAACGUCAACACCUGGUCAGGAACUGCGUUGUUGCUUCCACUCUUGGGAGCCUUCAUAGCUGAUUCUUAUCUGGGCCGCUAUCGCACCAUUAUUAUUGCUUCUUGCAUUUACAUUCUGGGACUGGGCCUGCUGACUCUGUCAGUGCUUCCUUCUCUCAUCAAAUCUAAUCACAUGGACACCCUCAAAGUUAGAUUAUGUUCUUCUGAGCUCCAAGUGAUUUUAUUCUUCAUCUCUCUAUAUCUAGUAGCAGUUGGGCAAGGUGGAUACAAGCCUUGUGUACAAGCUUUUGGAGCCGAAAAGUUUGAUGGAGAAGAUCCAGUGGAAUGCAAAGCCAAAAGCUCAUUCUUCAAUUGGUGGUAUUUUGGUCUAUGUGCAGGUACUUUUGUAGCAAUGUUGAUCAUAAGCUAUGUACAAGACAACCUUAGUUGGGGUCUAGGAUUUGGAAUACCUUGUAUUGUGAUGAUCAUUGCCUUUGGUGUCUUCUUGCUUGGUACUAGAACUUAUCGAUAUAGUAUUAGUAUCAAAGAGGAGAAAAACCCAUUUGUAAGAAUUGGUCAGGUGUUUCUUGCUGCAAUUAAAAAUUGGCAGACUACACCAUCAGAAAUAGCAUUUGAAGAGGAGGCUUGCAGAACCCUGCGACACUAUGAUUCUGAGAAAUUCCAAUUCCUUAACAAAGCCUUGCACGGUAAGGUUUGUACUGUCAAUCAAGUUGAAGAAGCAAAGGCAGUUCUUCGGCUUGUUCCAAUCUGGGCUACUAGCUUGAUUUUUGCUAUUGUGACGGCACAGACUGCAACUUUUUUUACCAAGCAAGGUGCCACCCUUGACCGAACAAUUUUUCUUGGCUUUGAGAUACCAGCUGCCUCACUACAAUCCUAUAUUGGUUUGUCCACAGUUCUAUUCAUUCCCAUGUAUGACUGCAUUUUUGUUCCUAUAGCAAGAGUUUUCACUAGGAAACCAUCUGGGAUAACUAUGUUACAGAGAAUUGGAAUUGGGAUGCUUUUAUAUGCUAUUUGCAUUGUAGUUGCAGCUUUAGUUGAAAUAAAAAGGCUGAAAACUGCUAAGGAAUUUGGGCUGAUUGAUAUGCCACAUGUGACUAUACCAAUGAGUGUGUGGUGGCUUCUUCCUCAAUAUGUUCUGUCAGGCAUUGCUGAGGUUUUUCUCAUGAUUGGUCUUCAAGAAUUUUUCUAUGAUCAAGUUCCAAUUGAAUUAAGGAGCAUGGGUCUCGCUCUUUAUCUCAGCAUUUUUGGGGUUGGAAGUUUUUUAAGCAGCUUUCUUGUCUUUGUCAUUGAGGAAGCUACUAGUGGAUUUGGCAUAGAUAGUUGGUGUGCUGAUAAUCUUAAUCGGGCACAUCUUGACUAUUUUUAUUGGCUACUUGCAAGACUCUGUGCAAUUGCAUUCACUGCCUACUUGCAUUUUGCAAAAUCUUAUAUUUAUAAUAGACAAAGUACAAUUUAAGUACGAUAUAUAAGUAAAUUGUUGUAAACUACAAAAAAUUAUUAAGUGUUCAAGAGUACAAAGAUGUGGU
Messenger RNA from Quercus lobata, 1864 nucleotides. RefSeq names its product protein NRT1/ PTR FAMILY 5.10-like. Gene Ontology annotation, biological process: dipeptide transport; transmembrane transport. The coding region runs from base 124 to 1794 and encodes 556 amino acids. Gene Ontology annotation, cellular component: membrane. Gene Ontology annotation, molecular function: tripeptide transmembrane transporter activity; dipeptide transmembrane transporter activity. The transcript has 4 exons. The record is from RefSeq and is a predicted model, not a curated record. Lineage: Eukaryota; Viridiplantae; Streptophyta; Magnoliopsida; Fagales; Fagaceae.